GUAUGAUUCGCGCAGAGCAGCUUGUAUUGCUAUCCAGCUUCCUGCAUCUUACGGUGUGCUUCAGACCACAGCGUAUCAUGGGAGGAGAGGAAACAACUAUCGAUGAUUUUCCAUUUAUGGCGGGCUACGAGAGGUGGGGUUGGAUGGAGUGUGGAGCGACCAUCGUCAGGGAUGACUAUGCCAUGACUGCUGCCCACUGCGUGCGUGGAAAUGAGAAAGAUGGUGAAAUAACGCUGCGUAUUGGCACAUCUUACCGUGAGAGUGGAGGAUAUGUGGUUACCGCGACGAAACUGAUCACACAUGCUGGAAGGCGGGCUCACGACAUCGCUCUUAUACGCUCGGAAAGAGUGUUCCCCAUGGGUGAAAAAGUGAAGGUGGUGACGCUGGGUAAAACACGUUUAGCUUCCUACGUUCCGGGGACGAUUGUCGGAUGGGGCAAGCAAUCGGGCUACGAAGACAGCCCAACGCAAAUGAGGAAGACGACAAUGCAAAUGGUGGCCAGGGCGGAGUGCAAAUAUGCGGUCGACUUCGACUGGGAGACUAACAUAGAGAUAUUCUACUGUGCGCGGCCUGCAGAAGAAGGGAAUGACGCAUGCGCAGGUGACAGCGGGGGACCGUUUCUAGUCGACGGAAGGCAGUACGGCAUCGUGUCGCGUGGACAGUGCACUGGCACAUUAGACGAUCGACUUGCGUUCACUACUAUAUACCACUAUCUAGACUGGAUUGACACUAUUGCAGGUAACCUCACAGUACCGGGAAGUUAAUCACUCUUAUCAAACUUUGCUUAGGAGCGAUAUUUCUUCUCAAACGCUCCUUACUCUGGAGAAGUUGCAUACAAAAAACUAAGAGGUUAAUAAA
Messenger RNA from Schistocerca americana (American grasshopper), 858 nucleotides. RefSeq names its product trypsin delta-like. Bases 3 to 764 code for a protein of 253 amino acids. Gene Ontology annotation, biological process: proteolysis. Gene Ontology annotation, molecular function: serine-type endopeptidase activity. NCBI's taxonomy places the organism in Eukaryota, Metazoa, Arthropoda, Insecta, Orthoptera, Acrididae. The record is from RefSeq and is a predicted model, not a curated record. The transcript is spliced from 2 exons.